AUGGGGCUCCCCGGCCUGCGGGCGGCGGCCUGGGCCCUGAGGAGAGCCUGCGGACCGUGGACCCCGCACCUGGGACCGCGCCUCCUUUGUUUGCACUCAAUGGCCGGGAACGGGGAGGCCCCCAUGCCCGUGGGAACCAAACAGGAGCAGAACAAGAAGGCCCGGAGUGGCUGGCAGGGUCCCACCAGGAUCUGGGAAGAAACAGAGCAGCAGGCGAAGAAGCUCAAGAGCAGUGAGGAUGGAGAGCAGCAGAGGAAGCUGCCCAAGCGGAAGAUCGUGCUGCUUAUGGCUUAUUCUGGGAAGGGCUACCACGGCAUGCAGAGGAAUGUUGGGUCCUCGAAAUUCAAGACCAUCGAAGAUGACCUGGUGUUGGCCCUGGUUCGCUCGGGCUGUAUCCCUGAGAAUCACGGGGAGGACAUGCGGAAGAUGUCUUUCCAGCGCUGUGCCCGGACGGACAAGGGCGUGUCUGCGGCCGGCCAGGUCGUGUCCCUGAAGGUGUGGCUGAUUGAUGACAUUUUAGAAAAGAUCAACAGCCACCUUCCGUCUCACAUUCGGAUUUUGGGACUGAAGAGGGUCACAGGCGGUUUCAACUCCAAGAAUAAGUGUGACGCCAGGACCUACUUCUACAUGCUGCCCACGUUUGCCUUUGCCCACAAGGAUCACGACUCGCAGGAUGAGACGUACCGGCUGAGCGCAGAGACACUGGGGCGUGUGAACCGGCUCCUGGCCUGCUACAAGGGCACACACAACUUCCACAACUUCACCUCCCAGAAGGGGCCCCACGAGCCCAGUGCCCGGCGCUACAUCCUCGACAUGUUCUGUGAGGAGCCCUUCGUGCGUGAGGGCAUGGAGUUCGCUGUGAUCAAGGUCAAGGGCCAGAGCUUCAUGACGCACCAGAUCAGGAAGAUGGUGGGGCUGGUGGUGGCCAUCGUCAAGGGCUAUGCGCCUGAGAGUGUGCUGGAGCGCUGCUGGGGCGAGGCCAAGGUGGACGUGCCCAAGGCGCCGGGGCUCGGCCUGGUCCUGGAGCGGGUGCACUUCGAGAAGUACAACCAGCGCUUUGGCCACGACGGGCUGCACGAGCCACUGGACUGGGCGCGGGAGGAGGCAGAGGUCACGGCCUUCAAGGAGCAGCACAUCUACCCCACGAUCAUUAGCACCGAGCGCCAGGAGAGGUCCAUGGCCCAGUGGCUGAGCACCCUGCCCGUGCACAACUUCAGCGCCACUGCCCACGCUGCCACUGGCCUGGGCACCAAGGCCCCCAGCUCCCUGGAAGGCAGUGACGGGGUCGGGGACAGUGACUGA
This is a messenger RNA of Rangifer tarandus platyrhynchus (Svalbard reindeer), 1302 nucleotides long. NCBI's taxonomy places the organism in Eukaryota, Metazoa, Chordata, Mammalia, Artiodactyla, Cervidae. The record is from the annotation of a GenBank genome assembly.